Messenger RNA from Rhododendron vialii, 726 nucleotides. RefSeq lists its product as uncharacterized. The coding region runs from base 1 to 726 and encodes 241 amino acids. The transcript is spliced from 4 exons. The record is from RefSeq and is a predicted model, not a curated record. Lineage: Eukaryota; Viridiplantae; Streptophyta; Magnoliopsida; Ericales; Ericaceae.
AUGAAUGUCAAGUUGAUCAAGGAGGUUUCUGUGGAAGAGAUCAAGAAAGCGGCCUUCCAAUUGGGAUCUUUGAAGGCUCCUAGGCCUAACGGUUACCCUGGGGAACUCAACCGUACUAAUAUAGUCUCGAUUCCCAAAGUCUUGUUUCCAGUGUCUCUUGGCCAAUAUCGACCUAUCAGUCGCUGUAAUUUCUCUGUAAAAGUAAUCACAAAGGUUAUGGCUAAUAGACUGAAAAGCCACUUACAAAAGGCUUAUGAUAGAGUUGAGUGGGAUUUUCUUGAGGCUCUUUUGUUAAAAAUGGGUUUUCAUUCUAGGAGGGUUCAGUGGGUUAUGCAGUGCAUAUCAACUGUCAACUUCUUUGUGGUUCUAGAGAGGCUAACAGUAUUUCAGGUAUCAAGUUUCAUCGAAACUGCCCUAAGUUGUCCGAUAUCUUCUUUGCUGAUGAUGCUUUGCUGUUCUUUAAAGGCUGGAUUCCAAAGCUGUGACAGAAUUAAGAAAAUCCUGGAGAUUUAUGGGAUAGCUUCUGGUCAAAGAAUAAAUUUUGAUAACUCUAGUGUCACUUUUUCCUCCAACAUGUGUGACAAUGAUAAUCAGCUGGUAUGUGAUUUACUUGAUGUCCCUUUGAUGAAGAGUGAUGCUAAGUAUCUGGGGCUGCCUUUUUUACAGGGGAAAUCUAAAACAGAGGCCUAUUCUUUUAUUAUGGAGAAGACGGUGGGAAAGCUAUAG